Acanthisitta chloris (rifleman) is the source of this 1572-nucleotide messenger RNA. It is a transcript of the gene CNNM1, whose product is annotated as cyclin and CBS domain divalent metal cation transport mediator 1. Lineage: Eukaryota; Metazoa; Chordata; Aves; Passeriformes; Acanthisittidae. The record is from RefSeq and is a predicted model, not a curated record. The transcript has 11 exons. Gene Ontology annotation, molecular function: transmembrane transporter activity. Gene Ontology annotation, cellular component: plasma membrane. Gene Ontology annotation, biological process: magnesium ion homeostasis; transport. The coding region runs from base 1 to 1572 and encodes 523 amino acids.
AUGGUGCAGGGCGCGCUGGAGCUGCGCACCAAGGUGGUGGAGGAUGUACUGACGCCGCUGGCCGACUGCUUCAUGCUCCGGGCCGAUGCCGUGCUGGACUUUGCCACCGUCUCCGAGAUCCUCCGUUCCGGCUACACCCGCAUCCCGGUCUACGAGGGUGACCAGCGUGACAACAUUGUUGACCUGCUCUUUGUCAAGGACCUGGCCUUUGUUGACCCUGAUGACUGCACUCCCCUGCAGACCGUCACCCGCUUCUACCGCCGCCCGCUCCACUGCGUCUUCAACGACACGCGCCUCGACACGCUGCUGGAGGAGUUCAAGAAGGGAAAGUCCCACCUGGCCAUUGUGCAGCGGGUGAACAACGAAGGGGAAGGAGACCCAUUCUAUGAAGUGAUGGGCAUUGUCACACUGGAAGAUGUCAUUGAGGAGAUCAUCAAGUCCGAGAUCCUGGAUGAGACGGAUCUGUACACGGACAAUCGGAAGAAGGAGCGGGUUCACCGGGGACGCAAGCCCCAGGACUUCUCCAUCUUCAGGCUCUCAGAGAGUGAGAUGAAAGUGAAGAUCUCCCCACAGCUCCUCCUGGCUACCCAUCGGUUCAUGGCAACAGAAGUGGAGCCUUUCAAGUCCCCUUACCUCUCUGAGAAGAUCCUGCUGCGGCUCCUAAAACAUCCCAACGUCAUCCAGGAGCUCAAGUAUGACCGAAAGAACAAGAAGGCACCAGAGCAUUACCUCUUCCAGCGCAACCGCCCAGUUGACUACUUCGUCCUCAUCCUGCAGGGGAAAGUGGAGGUGGAGAUUGGCAAGGAAGGACUGCGGUUUGAGAACGGGGCAUUCACCUACUAUGGUGUCCCUGCCAUCAUGGCUCUUGUCUCCUCAGAUAACGACGUACGAAAAGUGGGCAGCCUGGCUGGAUCCUCCUUCCUAUUGAACAGGUCACCGUCACGGUGCAGCGGUCUCAACCGCUCCGAGUCCCCCAACCGGGAGGACUAUGGGGGCAGCAGCACGCAGCUCCACAGCAGCAGCAACAACAUCUACAUGCCUGACUACUCCGUGCACAUCCUCUGCGACGUGCAGUUUGUCAAGGUGACCCGGCAGCAGUACCACAAUGCACUGGUGGCCAGUCGUAUGGACAGCUCACCCCAGUCCCCCGACAUGGACACCUUCGACAGGGAUUCAACCAAGGCCUCGACCACGCGAGGGACUCCACAGACACCCAAGGAGGACCCCACCACCCUCCUGAACGAGAGGAACAGCAUCAUGUGCAGCCACUCCGAGGGGCUGCACAGUCCCAGCGAGUCGGUGUUCCUGCGCAUGGAGGGCAUCCCCUUCAUCCAGGAGGAGCUGGCUGACAAUGAGGAGAACAGCAAGCGGCAGAGUGAUGAGUGCUGCGAGACCGUCGUAGAAGCAGAGUCUCCGGACAGAGAAGCCGGGACUGGCUCAUCACCGAGCAGCUCUGAGGAGGCACUGGGCAGGAGGCUGUUGAGAUCUCUCAGUGGUCGCAAGCAGCAAACAUCAUUGGAGAGUGAGAAGACACCAGAGGAAAGCUCCAAUCUUGCCCCAUUAAUCACCUGA